CCCACACCGGAGAACGCGUCUGCCGCAUCUCAGUGAGUUCGACGCCGGUGCACCACGUACGUCACAUUCCAGUCGGUCGUCGUCGUCGCAYGUUUUUUUCUCGUCACGAGAUUUUUUUCAACAACAUAAUAUUAUAAUAUUAAUUAACAGUAUUAUCUAUUUAAAUAUUUUUUUUUGUCGCAAAUGAUUUAAAAAAAAAAAAUCACCGGUCGAAUUCCGUUUUUGGAUUUUUUUCGUUUUUACCGUCUUCUGCUCCUACGAAGAGGACACACCACGGCUGCAGUUGCAGCAAAACGCGUUCACACGUAAAAUGCAUAUUUUCGAAGAUCAACCGGCAACGAUGAUGCAUCACAAGUUGACUUCGAAGAAAAUGGAUUACUCGCACUGUCCGCUGAAGAAACGUCCCGUGAACUUUGUCAAGUACGAGUACAUCAAAGAAGAGAUGGAUUAUGACAAUACGGACGAAUGCUUGGAACCGGAAAACCUGAGCACUAAACCUCAAGAUCUGAGCGUGAAAUGCAAAUCGGAAGUGGUCGCGUCAGUGGAGGUGAAAAAAGAACCGCCGCCUCCGUACAGGCAGCACGAAAACGCGGUGGCGCCCUUGACGUCGUCGUCGUCGCCUCCGUACUACAUCCCAAGCCUACAAUUACAACAACAACAGCAGCAACAGCAACAACAGCAACAGCACCAACAGCAACUACGGCAACAAGAACAAGAACAACACAACCACCAACAGCACCGCCAACAGCAACCGUUCCAACCGACGGCCGUCAAGGCUGGACCACUGGAACCGUUGUGCCUAAACAUCGCGGUCGAUCACCACCCGGCCGCCRCGCAAGCCGCGGUAGCGUCGUACCAUCAACACCAUCACCGGCACUACGUUCCGGCCAUAGCGCCAAGGCCCGUGCCCGCCCAGUACCCGAGCACCGGUUACUUGUCCGGUUACAUGUACCAUCACGGCGGAAACGGUAACGCGAUGUUGAUCGCGGACAGGGCGUACCCCGUGACUGGAGCAGCCGCGUACCCGCCGGCCAUGAUUGCCGUGGCCAGAGACGCUUCCCAAUCACCGCCCGGCACCGUGGUGAGCCGUAACGGUUCCGCGUUCAAGCCGCUCAUGCAUCCUUCAAAUAAUGCCAAUAACUACGAAAAAGAUGCUUCUGAAUUUUUGGCUUUAUCAAAAGACAUAAAAACUUCAAUUAUUACUCUAGAUAAAUCACAUCAUAAYGAAUCAGAAGUAGUAGAUAAUAUUGAGUAUAUUUUAAUGAACGAUUAA
This is a messenger RNA of Diuraphis noxia (Russian wheat aphid), 1273 nucleotides long. RefSeq lists its product as uncharacterized. The record is from RefSeq and is a predicted model, not a curated record. Lineage: Eukaryota; Metazoa; Arthropoda; Insecta; Hemiptera; Aphididae. Gene Ontology annotation, molecular function: RNA polymerase II cis-regulatory region sequence-specific DNA binding; DNA-binding transcription factor activity, RNA polymerase II-specific. Gene Ontology annotation, biological process: regulation of DNA-templated transcription.